GAUCUUUUAAUGUGUUGUUGUUCUGAUCGGGAUGGUUUGGUUGUUUAUAAACUGACAAACGCCUGUGAUGUAUUCUGAAAUCGAGUUAAGAAUGAGAGUACACGGAUUUUCAUCGCAAAUUAUGGAUGUAUAGGAUGUUUAAAGAAAUAAAAACAAACAGUAUGCCUGGUGGUGGAGAGUGGGCCUCUUCCGGAACUCCUCGGCCUGGACAGAAAUCUCCGAGGACGUUUGUAAUUCCGGAACACCUGAACGGGGAGCAGCUGGAGGAAAUGAUUGCAACGGCCCCUCUUGAUUUAUCGGUGUUCAGUGUGCAAUCAAAGCCGACUCGUAAUGCCGAAAGUCCUCUAGAUUUAUCGUUAAAAACUAGGAAAAGAACAGCGGAUUCUACGGAUGAAAACCAUAUACAAAUGUGUGUCUUGUCUGGUUCUAAGAGGGUUUGCCAAGGGGUUGCGGGAACACCCGAAACACCGGAUAGAUCCUUCGGUUUCCGCCAAAGUCUAUCUAGAUACGAGGAUACAAGUAACUCGUGUAAGGGGGACACUUAUAAAAGACAGCUAAGUACCGACUUUGAAGGAAAGCCAACCGUGAUCAAAAAUGGAUUUCCAUUGGACAAAUCUCCUGCUACUUCACAAAUUCAGGAACAUCAGUAUCAUUUUUUCCAACAAAAGCAACAUCAGCCACAACAACAUCAGCAUCAGCAACAUUUGCAACAGUUGAAAAUCCGUCAACAAGCCAUGCAGUCCCCACAGCCGGAUCUAACUCCACAACAGCUCUUGUCUCAGAAACAUCAACUCAUACAACAAAGACAACAAGCUUCCACACAACAGAUACAACAUUUAACGAAACAUCAGUUGUCUUCACAGCAACAGAUGUCAAAGCAUCAGUUUCCACAACAACCACCGUUGUCAACACAGCAACAACAUUCAUCAUUGCAACAGCAUAUAAGCAAACACCAACUUUCACCUCAACAACAACAGCAGCAGAAGUUGAAUCAACAGCAACUACAACAGCAGCAACAGCAGCAGCAACAACAGCAACAACAAAAGCUCCAACAACAACUUCACGGAUUCCAAAAUCAUUCCCAAUAUAUCAAACAGGAACAGAAGGCGAUAGGUCAGACCACAUCACAUGAGCAAAUUCAUUCCAAUACUUUAUUUCAACAUGAGCUGAAACGCCAAAUCAUGCGACAACAUCACCAUCAACAACAACAACAUCACCAUCAACAACAUCAACAACAGCAGCAACGUCAUCUCCGUGACGAUAUAGUUCCAGAGAGAUGUAUUCAAUCUAAACUAUCUGAAAAAGCCUCUCCUGUACUUCAAGGUUACACUCCACAGCGACCCAGAAAACAGGAACCAUCAAGUCAGCAGGGUCUCCAAGGCUGUGCAUUACGUGACAACACAAGGACAGAUAACUCUUCCCAAAACACGGACAACAGUCGACAUUUCAGUAAACAGAUGGAAUCACGUGGUUCUCAUGGACAAACAUUCACUAUCAAGCAAAAUUCGAUAGAUGCUACGGGGUUUACAAAUGAACUUACAAGAACUUCAAUUGAGAAACAAACAAAUGCGACAUAUUCCACAAGUGUUGAUAAUUCUGGAUACACGUGUCUCUCCGUUACUUCCGGUAAUCAUUCGGGCGGUAUUGUGCACGCUGGUCCAAUUGGUCCUGCUGGUUAUUCGAGCUACACCGGCCAGUCCAGCCGGACAAAUGUUCCUGGGUUCAGUCCGUCCACUAAUCUUCAGUAUUACAAUAUGAGCGGGGGUAGUAUGUCCAGACGACAGUCCCCGCACUUUGAAGCCAUUCAGCGAUGUAGUCCUGAUAGUACAAUAUCUGCAAAUUCUCCAAAGCAUUUCCAUAGCGACGCGGAGAUUUACAACGACAGAAUAAAGCAGCAUAGGGCCAUGAUGGCGACGGAUCCAUCGCGACGACUGGAACAGGGUUCAGGGUUCAAUUCUCACCUCACCCCUGCUACACAUACAUUCACCGAACCUCAUUCGCCGGCUGGUACUAAUAAUGGACAUAUAUACACACGCGAAAACUCUCCUGGAGUUCUUUCACGGGGCUCGGCUUCAUCGUAUAGAGGACAUUCGCCCUCCGCCAUUCGCCAACUUUCUGUGCAGUCAAAGACUGGAUCACGUGGUAGUUCGCCAUCAGGUGGGCGUAAUAUAUUACCUUAUCUAUCGCACUCACUGAGUCCCCUUGUACACAGUGCCAUGUCUUCUCCCGUGGUUCCCGUGUCUCGUGUCGAGAGAUCUAUCAUCAGGGGCACGAGUGGUGUGUGUAAAACUCCGUCUAGCGACAAUCAAGAUAUUCAUUCCAACACAAAUGUCUGUGAUACUAAAACGAAUUUACAAAAUUCGGUUUUGAAACAUUCUUCAGUGCAGCGAACUAUUCCAGACCGCCCUGGUACCGUUGCCUCUUCACCGUCCGAUUCGUUAGAUCCUGUUGUGUGUAUUAAAGAAGAGAAAGCGUUCUCCGUACCCAAACAACUUCCGGUACAUAGACCUGUCACCAAUAGCGAGAAAACUCUACAAUGUGAUAUAAAAAAGGAAAAAGACAACCAGUGCCAAACAGCUAGUGGUAGCGAUGCUCGGAAGACGGAAGAGCCCGAAAUUGAGAGAUAUACAUACCCUCUCACGAUAGCUAUUCCAGGAAGUGUGGCUACAACCUCGGUAAAUCAAUCUGUCCAGUCGUGUGCAAAGGAAACCAAGUCAGAGACCGUCGUAGUAAAAGCUCCACGGCCAUAUUCCAAGAAGCAGAUCAUCAUGAACGCUGUAAAUAAUGAUGAAUGUUUGAAAAAAAUCGUGAACACAAUUUCUACUCCUAAAACUAAACCUGUCCAAUAUGCAACAACGGACACUCAUUUAAAUCAGAGCAGUUUCCAGAAUUCUUCCCCUACUUUCCCCGAGUCCCCAAAGAUGCCAACUCUGAGUCCACAACAGAAGUUGUCGCCUGCCAUGGUAUCGCCACUUAUAGGUGAACCCCCAACACUUGAUCCACCAGACGUGUCUUCACAGCGCAUGCGUCUAGAACAAGGCUCGAAAAUAUCAUUGAUACGGAAGUUUUCUGUGGGAGGAUUAAAUGAUAAGUCGGAAAGUCGGUUAGAGGAUAGUCCUGCUUUUAAUGAAGGCGAUAAUCGUCAAAAUCGUACAGACCACUCUAUUAUGGGAGGUAACUCGUUUAACAAAUGGAAUUCUUGUUAUAGUAAAAAUAUCCCCGUGGCGAACGUAUCACCAAUGGUACACGGUCACAGUACUAUGCGGGCAAAAACGAAAGCAGAAAUUACUAGAUCGCAGUCAUGUGAAAGUCCUAAAUGUGACGUCGAUUCAAACAAAUCUGUUGACCGGAAACCGUCCAGUAUCAGUGUUAGUGAGACGUUUGGUGAUCUGAAGUUUGAUGAGCGUUUCAUUGACGACGAUGUGCUAGUGUUGGAUAAAGACGACAUCUCAAGUUUUUCAAGAUCGCGCAACAAAGUCAAAAGUUUAAAUCGACAGAAGCAAAUAUCAAGUGAAAAUAAAGUGGAACGUAAAACAUUGCUGUCCGACUGUCCUUUAAAGUCGGCCGAUAACGAGGCUGAUAUAUUCCGCGGACGGAAGUCGUCCGCAUCUAGACCUGUAUCGGCAGACAAAUCUCGGUCGUCUUCGGCUGAGAAAUCUCGAUCCUUGCUAGCGGAAAUCGCAAACUCAGAAGGUUACGUUGCAGAGACCAAAGUCAAGGCCAAGACCGAUGACCUUUUGACCGAUGACCCUGCAAAUCUUGGUCGUGAAGAGAGGGCUUUGUUGAGAGCUAUCAAACGUUUUGAAGAAAUGGAAGAACGAACAGAACAAUCCCCGUCAUCACCAAAACCUGCCAAGCAAUCAAACACUAAACUCAAGGCUGAUGAAAUACGGAGAAAAGCGAGAGGAAAUAAACAGCGUAUGAGCAGGACAGAUCGCUUACUGGGGAGACAAAAAUGGAUUGGAAGGAGAAAGAAGAAAAAGAAGAUCGCCAAACCGAAAGGAUUCAUAGACUUCAAACCAAAGGUGCUUGAGCCUCGGACUCGAACCCAGGCAGCUGGUAAAAAGCCCAUAUACGAUCGUAAUGCCGCUUAUGACAGAGAACUCUCGCGCGAGGAAUGCCGAAAGGCGCUCAAACGACGGGAGCGAUUGCGCCAGACGGCACGCCGAAUUUGUCGUCGGAUGAGUGAAAAACAAGAAAAGUUGGCACAAGAGCGACGUUUAUCGACAGACUCUGUGACGGAGCAUGAUUCGACUGAACCCGGGAAGGAUGAAAACGGAAAUAAAGAUUCGAAGACGGCUAAUUCCGGGACGUGGGAGGUUGGAGACACCAGUUCUGCCCUUAAACAAACCCUUCGAAGUGGAAAAAGUAAAGGCGGGUUGAUGAUGACUUUGUUGUUCAAGCCGAAACAUCUGAGGUUUGGGCGCAGACAUAGUCCAAGGCGCGGCGGAUACCAGUUGAGGACCACGACGCUGGUGGGCGCCACCGGCGCACGAUCAAAGCGCCUAGAGCUGGGUAACAGGCUUGAAGGUGCCAGGCGGCGGGGACAGGCAGCUAGACGGAAACUGAACGACCAACGAAGACAGCAUAGCAUUGAGCAACAGGAACAACAGGUUCCUCCUAUAACCAGCGAUAUGGUGGAGGAUGGUGUCAACGAUUCUCUCUCAUUCGACGAGAGGGAUUUAGAAGACUCCUCGUUUUCUACUAAGACUGAAUUCCCGUCCGAUGGAUCUUCUCAAUUUCCUGUCGAAGUGAAGAAGCUAGCUGUGUGUCGAGACACAGGGGAAACCAUUCUUCACAGGGCGGCUAGAAUGGGGCACACGGAGAUCGCUCUUCAUUGUGUGCAGUCAGGACGUGUUGACGUGAACGUGCGAGACAACGCCGGAUACACGCCCCUACACGAGAGCUGUGUGAGCGGUCACAGGGGAAUAGCUCAUCUUCUUCUGUCUCAUGGUGCAAGCGUCAACUGUUCCUCCCAGGACGGUAUCAGGCCAAUCCAUGAUGCUGUUGAAAAUGACAAUGUCGAACUUGUACGCAUGUUGCUUGCUUUCGGUGCCGACCCGACGUUGUCGACCUAUGGCGGUAAAACUCCGUUAACGAUAGCCCGAACAGAAAGGAUGAAACACCUCUUAGAAGGUCACCUUGGAGAUUUAAAUGGGUUUUCAAGCGACGCGGAUCGAACCAUAUGGACGUGUCCAGCUUUUGGAGGAGAUGAUAAGACAUUCCCUGUAAUAGACAUCUACGCUGACAUUCCUGCUGAUCCUACGGAGGAAGACGAAGGGGAUUAUAUCGUCGACUCACGUGACCCCGAAUUCACGUGUUUUAAACUCGCCAAAACAGAAAACAAAAACACGACUGGGAAUCACGUGUUGUUGAAUGACGUCACAGAUUUUCUGCAGUUAAGGUUGGACGAUGUUCUGACUGAUAAUAGUCUGAAACCUAUGGUUUCAAACGUUUCUAAAACGAAGCUAGCGUCGACAUCUUACGGCCAAAUCCAUCCGGAGCGCGUAUCGCGUUUACCUGGGACCUCUGGAAAAGCCAUCCUCUCGCGAGAUUUAAAGGAAGUGUUUGAUAUCUGUUCAAAUAAAAAAGCAGCUGUAAAAAGUGCCCUAGCCCAGUCAAACUUCCCCCAUAAAUUCAAACAUUACAAGUUACAAAAAGGAUUCGACUCUCGAAUCGAUGUUCCUUCUACAAGUGGGCAUGCGCGAGAGACAACUCGAUUUCAACAAGUCGGUAUAACAAAGUGCAAUUUUGAAGAAGUCAGUUCCAGAAAUGCUAUUGUAACGUCACGUGGGUGUAACAUUAACAUUCCAGCCCCUGCCACAACCUCUGAUUGUGUCAACGUUUCCGAAAGUGUUUACGAUUUUGAUGACGUCAAUGACGGUUUUUCUGACGUCGUCGAUAAUUUUACUAUGAGGAUUGGGGCAGUGCCCGAAGACUUCCGAGUAUUCAACGGUCAUCCGAAUGUCACGGAUAGUGGUAAACAGAAUUUCGAUUCCAGUCGAUAGCCCCCUUGAACCGCCUCUUUGAUUAGGCGAAAAAAAAACGAUUGGACAAGACCAAUCUGUCGGACAUUUAUGCCAGAGAUCCGAUUCAGAAACAUAUCAUGUGGAAGAUUAAAAUCGUCUCCUUCAACACAAAACUUUGGGGGGAAAUCCGUACGUGAGAAGGGAUGUCCAGACCUGAUACUAAAAACUGCGUUUAAGAUCAUGCGUUAAACUUAGUUCAAAUAGCAUGUUCUCCAUACUGCAUGAAUGUUAUCGUUAUCACGAUGAAUAUACAUCGAGCAGAUAAGUCAAAGAGCGAUGUUUUUAAAUGAUAAUAUAACAAAUAUUUCUAUUGGACGAUGUUACGAAUGUUUUUAUUGGCUGGUAUAGCGCACAUAAGAUAAUUGUUAUUGUUAACAACGCUGUUAUUGGAUAAUGUUACGAAGGCGUCUAUUGGGUGAUGUAACAAUAUGCAUGAUAAUGUGUGUGUGUCGUUUUAAGAUUUCGGAUUUGCACUAAUGACGAAAUUAAGUUCAAUGAGAGAUUGAGUGCUUCGACAACUUUGCAUGUGUGCAUUUUCCCAUCCCAUUGAUAUAGUUAAAGUAGUAUCAUGUUGUUUCCUUUUUUGUUUUUUUUUUAAAUAACGGAUAUCUAAAAAAACUUUUACCAUUGAAUGGGUUAUAACAUGUAUGGUGAAACUUAAUUGGAUGAUCAGAUAUGGUCAGUUAUAAACAGAUACUGUACUUACGUUUUAGUUUUACAAGAACGGAUAUUGUGUAUGUGAGUUGAGCGUGUUAAAAAGUUUUUACAAGAAUGAUCUCAGAUAUAUUAAGUGCUUGUGUCGGACUGCCCGCAGAAGGGAAGGUCUGCUUUGUAAAGAUUAUGUUACGACAUGGUGGAUCUCUUAUUAUGUAUAUACAUGUAUAAUAUAGUGUUUGCUCGCUAUUAUUUUCUGAUUUUGUCCCAUCUUAUGGAAAUAUACCCAGAUUGAUUAUCAACAAUCUUCAUACCGGAAUCAUCAAAAUGAAUCCUUCUCCCGGGAAAUGAUUUCAUCUGAAUGAAAAUAUCUUUAUAAUAUUUGUGGAAUAUCGAUGGAGAUUUUUUAAAAAGAUUUAGUUGAAAUUGAAGUCAGGACCUUCUUAUAUUUUAUUUAUCAUUAGAAAACAACGACACCUUUAUCAGUGCCUACUGGAUCGCGCCAUUAUAAUUUCAAGCAGUAGUGAAUUAGAUAGCAAUGUUUCAGGUGCAAUGAAGGACCGGAAAUACCAGAACAGAGGAGUUCCCUUAUAUACCUCCAGUAGUCUCCCUUAAAGCAUUAGAUGAAUCAGUUCUGAAAGUCUGGAAGAAAUGCGUUUAGUCAGGAGGCUAAUCUAUUAACUUUAGUCAGGAGGCUAAUCUAUUAGUUUUAGUCCAUAAAGACAUGAUAGAUAAAGUCACUACAUUAUGAACCAAGUCCGCGGUGUCUAUAUUACUACAAUCAUUUAAACAUUUCAAGGAUCGAACGUUCCGAAACGAUAAUGCCAACAAAAAUUGUAUAUUUAUCAGAUCCGAAAUACACAGACGCAUUUCCAUAUGUAAAAUAUGUUCAAUUCUUAUGUAAUAUUACAGAAACGACUACAGUGGUAGAUCUGUGUUACGACAGAAUACACGGACGGGGCAGUGGAUUUAUUGGUAGGGUAACUUGUGUCAAUUUUAAAAUGUGACCGUUGUGAUAUUAUUGUAUAUUAAAUAUACUUCGUACCUUAGAGUAACAGUAUAUUGUUGUUGAAAAUCGUGAAUUCAAAAUUGUUAAAUACUAGUUAUGUUCCUUGUUUUAUUGUAUCCGCUCGGGGGCGCUAGUAGUGACGCUAGAUUAUAUUGAGAACGAGGCAUUUUGUUUUAGUAUGAUUUCGACAAAAGUCGUUUAGUAUUACAUACCCAUGUGUGAUACGUUUAUUUUAUAAAUAGUUAAUCGUUAAAAGUUGAAGAAAGAUAAAUGUUUGUUUUCUUUUCUGAUUGUCAAUUCUGUACCAGAGUUAUUGUUCCUUACAGUCAGUAUGGUACCGCAAUGCACUCUGGGAGAGAUGGGUGAUUACCUACAGUAAACAGCACCUGUGAUGUUUGAUAUCAAUAUGUUUUAUGAUUAAGCUGUGUCAGUGCUAUGUAAUUGUUUAUGAUAUAUGUACAUACAUUACUUAUCCGGGAUGUGAAACAAUCAAUAAUUAACUCAGUGAAAAAAAUAAUAUAUAAAGCAGUCUUUACAUUUUUGUUACUUUAUUUUACUUAGAUAAGUUUGUUACCGAAAACAUCAGAUCAUGUCUAUCGACAUUGAAUGACGAAGUGAUGACGUCAGAAAUCUCAAGUUUUAAUAGAAAAAAAAAUAAUGGUGCAUAAAAUUCAAACGAAAUUAUUUGUAUGACUUAAAGAAGUAUAGCAUUCUGUUGUGUUUAACAAAUAUGGAUUCACUUCUGAAGGUGCUCAAAACAUUACGUUGUUGCAGAAGGUUAAUUGACGUCAUCGAAAUGUUUCUAGGUUGUUUCACGAUGGCGCUAGACUUUCGCGAGACAAAGACGUCACAAAGAAUUUUUAUAUAAUGGUUGGUACAUAUGUAGCAUAGUUAAACAGAUGUGAUAGGGAAAUGUGAUGUGUGCUUGUUCCGUUGGGUAUGUAUUGUAUAUUGUUUACAAAAUGGUUAAUUAUAGUAUGUUCAGGACGUAAUUUUAAAUAAAUAACGUUAUAAAAUAA
Messenger RNA from Ylistrum balloti, 8711 nucleotides. RefSeq lists its product as uncharacterized. Lineage: Eukaryota; Metazoa; Mollusca; Bivalvia; Pectinida; Pectinidae. Gene Ontology annotation, molecular function: protein binding; transcription corepressor activity. The transcript has 13 exons. Gene Ontology annotation, cellular component: nucleus. The record is from RefSeq and is a predicted model, not a curated record. Bases 126 to 6008 code for a protein of 1960 amino acids. Gene Ontology annotation, biological process: negative regulation of transcription by RNA polymerase II.